AACAUGUUCAUCCAAGCUUAGACGAAGAUGUUUCAAGGGCAUACGUUUGGGAGGCAUAACAGCUCGGCCAGGUAGCUCACACAGUCGCUGCCCAGAGAAAUGUAAAAUGGCCCCAACUUUGACGCCCCCACAUGUUGCAGCGAUGCGAGGAGUCCUGGCUUGUGUUAUUGGAGGUAUUGCAUUUGUUGUGUCCGCGCUUGGCGCGUGGGCGACCAAAGUGGAAAUCUCAAGCCGCUCCUUGCUCCUCGGCGCGGCGGGGACGGGAGCUGCAGCCGUUUUACUCAUGUCACUGCUACAUUACUGCUUUAUGCAAAGAGCAGACAACAAUGGCCCGGAGCAGCCCGGAGAGACUCCCAUGCUCAGUCCUUCACGCGAGGGGGUCGGUGAGCUGACGACUUCAACACGGAUGGACCGCGAGCCUGUCGAAACGAUGUCACUUCCGGCUACACCGAGCCCUCAAAGCGCUCAAGCUGCAGAACUAAUGACGGCAGCAGCAACAGCAGCAGCAACACCAGCCCUUCCUGGGCCUGACACCCCCGGGCCAAGCCCCGGGCCGGGCAACACGGUGACGCACUUGCGACAGGCGUCAUACGUCUCCGACGAGAAGUAUGCACUAGUCCGGCUCGCCCUUGGUGUUUGCGCUGCUGGCAGCGAAAAUCUAUCGCUGGUGUCCGAUUGGCGCUCGCGCAUAUUGGCCGAAUGGCUCCCGAGCAAUUUCCAGCUGCUCGCUGCCGUGCCCCGGCUUGUCCCCGAGGCUGUGCCUCGCAUGGCGGAGUUGGAGGAUGGGCAGCGUGCGGGGGAGGGAUUUGCGGCUGAGCUGGAGCUGGGGGCGCAUUUCGGGGAAGCAUAUAACGAGCGCGACCCCAGCCCAGACAUUGGCGUGCUGCUCUCCGUCCUGUGCAAGGUGGACAUCGACUCGGCAUGCGAGGGCCGGGGGGCAGAGGCCGGUGAAGGCGGCAUUAAGCAGAUGCUGCUCCAGCGACUCGGUGGCAGCGAGGCGCUGCCACGUCGCGUGGCGACCGCGCUGCUGGGCCGGGAGCUUGACACAGUGGCCGAUGACGGUCUCGUGGUCACGCUGCAGGCAGAUGAUGUGUUGUUCCUGGAGUACAUCUACACCUCCGCUGCUCAGACCUGGCUGCCGCUGCACUGCACACCCAAUGACCCACUGUGCCUGCCUCCCCCGCCUCCGCUGGGUGGCGCCGCCGGUGCGGGCCGCUACUGCGCCCUGGAGGUCUCCCUGGAGCCGUGUGUGCUGGUCAUGCCCUCGCCGCAGCCGUCGCCAGUCAACUCCUGCUCCGGAGGUGGUGCCAGCAGCGCUGCCAGCACGGACUGGGACGGUGGGGGCUGCACCUUGGCGAUGGUGUCGGUGUCGGUGGAGGAGUGGCGCAGCCCGCUGCUGGACGUGUGGCCGGAUGAGGUCAUGACGCAGGAGCCCAUCCGCCUGGAGGUGCACCUGCACAGCAGCAGCUGUGCCUUCUCCUCCAGCCCGGCCACAUCGGCCUCGGGCGGCGGCGGCGACGCGGCAGGCGCGGUGGCGGCCGCCGCCGCCGCGGCGCGCAUGUCGGGCCUGCCGACGGCGGAAGUGGCUACGCAGCCGCAGGAGGAGGAGGGCGCGGCAGAGGCGCGGAGGCAGGCGCUUGCGGACCCCAACAGCUGGGACCCAUCGUCGCCGUCGGCGGUGCAGCUGAUCCGCCGUCGUGGGGAUGUCGUGGUUCACAUGCCGGCGCGCCGCUGCCGCCACCAGCAGCACCUGGGCGCGCCCUGCCCGCAGCCCUAUGCGGGACUGCUCGUGGUCGAGGUGUGGCGCGGCACGGUCCUUUGUGGUGUGGGGCACGCGGUGCUGGUGGAGCAGGAGCAGGAGGACUGCCGCUCUAACUCAGCUCCAACGCCCGGAGCGCCACGCGCGCCCACGCCCCUGGUCUCGUGGGCCACGGAAGCUGCCGCUCUCGCAGCUGCCAUGCCAAACACGCCACCCGCCCUCACGUCACCGCUGGCGCCUUCACCACCCCCGCCACCACCGCCGCUACCCGCCCGGGUGGCUAGCAGCCGCGCCGCCGGCGCGCCGGGUGCGUGGUCGCCUAUUCGCCCCGACUCACCAACCAUUGGCCGCCGUGCCAGCGACCACAUGCGGCACGUGCCGCUGCGGGGUAUGGCCCUGGGCGGCAGCCCCGGUGGCCUGGGCGCGCGGGGCUCCUGGGAGUCAGUCUCCACGGAGGCCGGCUCCUUCGAGUACGCCACCGUGAGGGCGCCGCAAGCGGCGGCGGCGCGCAUCGCCCAGGACCCCAGAAGCCUGCUUCUCCAGGAUCUGGGUUUGUUCCUGGUGUACGCCACGGCGCACGCGGGCGACUCGCUCUCGCCGUCCUUCAUGGGCCAGCAGCUGCGCAGCCGCCUGCAGGUGCACGAAGCGCUGGUGCGCGCGGGCUGCCGUGUGUUGGACGCAGCGGUGGAGGCGGGCCUCCCCGCGCUGGCGGCCGCACUGCACCGCCGCCUGCGCGGCCUGGGCUGCAGCGACAAGCAGCUGCUCAUGGGCGGCGUGCAGCGCCCCGCGGGCCUGCCGCUGCUGCACCUGGCGCUGCUGUCCGGCUGCCAUGGCAUGGCACUGCUGGCGCUUGAGUGGUGUAAUGCCUCCAAGGGCGUCAAGGGCCUGACGAAGCCCGUCACCGUUGUCUUGCCUGCGGCCCCCGAUGCCGGUGCCGUGGCAGGUGCUUUUGCACGCAGCUCGUUGGAUGCCGCCGGCGCGCCGGGGGCCGGCAAGGCAGAGGCAUACAACCAAACUGUGGUUGACCCCCUGCAGCUAGCCCAGUCGCUGGGCCUGCACGAAGAGGUGUCGCAGCUGGGAUUCCACUUCCCCACUUUCAGCAGCCCUACCAACACGUACCGGCCGCUCUGUCACUGAAAUGUCAAGCGGCCAGCGCAGUGCGCUUGUCUCAUGAAUGUCAUGAUUGCCCGCGCGGUCGGACUAUGCUUUAGGCGUGCUGAACGGAUACUGACUGCACUCACGCGUCACUAGAAAUCACUAAUGGGAGGUUUGCCACAGUGGCACUCGUCCUGCAAUCAUCCUUGGAGGUGUGGUGCACGAAAUUUCAAUGACGCACACUUGCUACAUCCAACAAUCAGGCUUCAUUUGUUUGCGCUCCCAACUCACUCUUAGUCGCUAGUGUCACGUUUGGUACCAGUACUGGGGUAGCGGGAGGUUGGUUUGGGGCUGACACCCCGGCGCGUUGAGCGUUCGGAGGUAGCGUUAUAGUUUGGGCACACACCUCGAUUUGGCUUGACUGGUACGGCCCGGGGCAAAGCUGAGGGUCCAAAACGUGCUGGGUGCUGAGCAUGCACCACAUGCAGACGCAAUGCAUACCAAUAAAGGGCCGCGCACACCGUGUCAUUUGCAUACUUGUCUGAUGGUCACGUAGCGUUAGGGUAUUUAGCUUGAUUAUGUUCAUUGCAUUCACCUUUGAGCAUCUAUCAUACUGAGAAGUCAGGAGUGCUGUGUGGUUGCUCAAAGAUGCAGCCCUAACAUUCACGCCCUAACAUUCAACGAUGCAUGGAAGGGUGUUACGGUUGUUGAGGUGCAGGCGACGCUGGUACUACCUGUUGGCGUAAGCCGCUGUCUGGGAGAGCUCCUCAAACGAUCAGGCGCCAUACUGUAUGGUUGAUUAGUAGGCCCCGAUGGAAAGGGUUAUGGCAGUUGGCGGGUGGAAGCAUUACUUUUACGGAUGGCUAUCACGUUCAUUUCCCAGGGCCAGUAACACACACGCGCACACACACAUACACACACACACGCACAGGGCGGGCUGCGUUUUGUUGUUGUCUUGUAACACACAUACGCAUACGUCGCGUGCCCGUGUGGGGUCUUCAUCCUGUGCGGGUAUCCAAUAUCAAUCACGCCUCAAGUUAAAUGGCUGCCAGUAGGGUGCAAUCGUGGGGGGGUUUGCUUACUAAUAGAAUAGAUAAUGAUACCGAUGUUUCCCACGCGGGUUCCAUCUUGGCGGUCGGCUUGCCGUCUGUUGUUUGGGAUGAUGGUGCGUUGGAGGGGCCCGUCCGGCCACAUCUCUCCACCAGAGGGAAACCAGGGUACGCAACAAGUGCAGUGAGAUUUUUGAGUUGCCUGUCGCGCCCGGGACGUCCGCGCCGUGCAGCAUGGCAGCUGCUGGGACGAUGUUUUGUCAAUGCAGGGAACCGGCGCUGCAACAAGCGUCGGGGCCUGCCUGGUCGAUUACGGGAGUCAUGUAUGUACUUUUACGGUGUGUACCUGAUGGUCUAGUGCGCAUGUUCAACCCCGUGAGUACGAAGGGGCAUGACCUUAUUCCUCGCAAGGGCAGGGCUUUUGCAGCUACGGUAUGGCGUUGACCGCAUUUGGCUAUGCCUUGGGGAGUUGGGGAGCAAUGGCCGUACAUGGGGCCGAACGUGAAAGCCUCGGAUGCCCCCGGUCGGCUGGACAGUUGCAUUUCGCUAACGUUUGAGGACAUUGAGGAUGCGGAUUGGCCAUGGCAGGCCUUCGCCAAGGCAGGUGUGGACGUGCUAGGUUGCAGGUAGCGUUUCUCUUUGGGCUCAUGGCAUGGGUGCGGGGCGCCCCUGCUGGUCGGCCUGAACCUUUAUGUAAUGUCUCAAUCCUAGCUUUGAGUGUGGCUGUGACGGAAUGAACAGGAACAUUGCGGGUAGGGCAACCCCUUGAGGCCCCCACUCCUCGAUGGAACCCCUGGUAGCAGGUAUGGCCAGACUUGGUGCUUCAGGGACUUGGGCAGCAAGCCUUGCCUUCUUGACUGCCAGAACGCAGGAAACACAUGCUUGUCAUGGAAUUCCCGUUAUCCGAUGUGGCAGCUGCCUGCAGUAUGUCCGAUUGUCCUGUGAGUGGUGUUGGCUAGACCACAGGGCAUGGAACACUGCAACCCCUGCCAUACACGUGCACACGAGUGCCCAGUGGAAUCAAAGGCCGUCCACUGAUUCCACGACAAUCCAUUACUCC
Molecule: messenger RNA, 4963 nt
Organism: Chlamydomonas reinhardtii
Lineage: Eukaryota; Viridiplantae; Chlorophyta; Chlorophyceae; Chlamydomonadales; Chlamydomonadaceae
Exons: 12
Coding region: 143-2896 (917 amino acids)
Source: RefSeq, a predicted model, not a curated record